AUGAACAAAGAUAUUGACUUUCUUCCAGCUAAUGGAACUGGAACUGGAGGCAAAGUUGAAAUAUCUCAACAAUAUAUUACACAAUUACUUUUAGAAAAUCAAGAUAUCCCAAUUAAAAUCGUCAACGUCGAAACUGUCCCAACUACAACAAAAAAUUGCAUUAAUGAUAAAACCUUCGAAACAUUUUGUAAUGGUACACUAUAUAAAUGUGAAAAACUAUCUGAUUUACAAAAACAGAGUAAUUACUUGAUUACACGUUUACAUCAAUCUAAUUUAAUAAGUGCAAUAAUACCGAUUUUUGAAACAGAAAAAUCUAAAGAAAAUCCUCAUGAACUAAAAGUUCCCUUACCAAUUACAGUAACAUUUAGGUAUCAACCUAAGUCUCAUUUUACUGCAAAGACAGGAACAAAUAUUACCAAUUCUGGUCAAGGUGACGCAUAUUUGACAUUUCAAAAACGUAACUUGUUAGGAUUAGACGAAACCAUAACCUUAGACCAUAGAAGAGAUACCGGAACAAAUGCUGGUUCUAAUGUUUCAAUGAUGUUUCCAUACAUUCUACGAAAUAAUGCUUUUUUAACUGGGAAAAUUGACGUCUUUGAUAUGACUAAAUUUUUAGGAGUCAAAGAUCAAGGUAUUUCAUUUACCGGAAAUACAUGUUAUAUUGGAGGUUGGAACCAUAGUUUAACUUUCGAAGCAUUGAAAAGGCAGUUCCAUUAUCCAGAUUAUGUUGAAUCCAGAAAGAAUAAGAACAAUUGGGUCUCAGAACAACUAUUAAUUCAAGAAGGUGAUUUCUUUAAAAAUAAUUUAAAAUUAACAUCUGUAUUAGAUGAAAGAAACAGUACUAUUGCCCCAAGUAAAGGUUAUUUGUUGAAAUUUACUAAUGAACUAUCAAUGAAGUUCCAGAAUUUUCAAUUCUGGAAAACAGGUAUGGAAUUCAACUGGGUUAAAAGUUGGUUUAAGAAUGAUUUUAUCACUUUCAGUAAUACUGUAAAAUUUGGCUAUAUUAGGAAUUUAAACCCAGAAGAGUCAUAUAUUCAUUUCAUUGAUAAAUUUCAAAAUGGUGGACCUAAUGAUGUUAGGAGUUUUUCGCCGAUGGGCUUGGGUCCAAGGAAACUAGGUCACUCUUUAGGCGGUGAUGCUUUUGUAGCUUAUGGUGCAAGUGUAUUUUCACGUCUACCAAUAAGUAUUCUGGCAAAUUCAGGGUUCAGAUUACAUGGGUUUAUUAAUGGUGGAAAAUUAAUUAAUCAUAACAACACUCAAUUUCAAGAUACAAUAAGGCAACUAGGUCAAGAACAUUCUACAUCUAUUGGUAUUGGUUUAGUACUAAGACACCCAAUGGCUCGGUUCGAAUUGAAUUUUGCUGUACCAUUAACUACACACGAAGAUGAUUUAACAAGAAAAGGGUUCCAAUUUGGUCUUGGGUUUGAAUUCUUAUAA
Molecule: messenger RNA, 1437 nt
Organism: Maudiozyma saulgeensis
Lineage: Eukaryota; Fungi; Ascomycota; Saccharomycetes; Saccharomycetales; Saccharomycetaceae
Source: the annotation of a GenBank genome assembly